Paramecium octaurelia is the source of this 1338-nucleotide messenger RNA. The record is from the annotation of a GenBank genome assembly. Lineage: Eukaryota; Ciliophora; Oligohymenophorea; Peniculida; Parameciidae.
AAAUAAUUUAUGCUUAAAUCGAUUCUAAGAAUUUCAUACAAGAUUGGAAUAAAUUCAUGUACUCUUUUAUAAUAAAUAAGAAUUACAGUAGUUACCUGUUUAUUCAUCAGCCAUUUAAGCCUUAUUUUAGAAUGAGUAUGCUCAAGCUCAAGAAUAUUUAUUUUAAUUGAAAUAAUAAGUAGAAAGCUUGCAGGACCCCAAUGCAUCCCAAGAAGUUUUGGAUUUAUUUGUCCAAUUAUACAAGCAAACUAAAAAUUAUAAAGAUUUAAUAUCCAUCUAAGAGGAACAAUUUUUUACUUAUUUGUCAAUGAAUUCUAUUUAUAACGAGGAUAAUUCAGAAUCCUUAAAAGAGUUGUUUAGAUCUUAUAUUGAAUACGAUCCAAAGCGAGGCCAAGCCAUGCUAUCAUUUUUAUAAGAGAAAGUUGAUGAGAUUAUCCCACUUGGAUUUUAGAAGGAAUUUUACACAUAUGCAGGAGUAAAAUUUGAGAAUACCUUUAGACUUUAGAAUUGUUAAAUAAAAAUUAUGAAAAUUCCUAGAAAUUGUUGGCAUCUGCAUAGGAUUCAGGAGCAAAGGGGAGUUUGGCAGGUAUACAUUAUUACUAAUUUAUAGGAAUGUGUUUGAACAAUUAAGUAAUUUUAUCCGAACUCAAUUUGGAAGGGGAAAUUAAGAAAUUGAAAGGCGAUUUUGAUGCCUUCUGUUAAUAGAAUAUUAAGAAUCUGUUAGAUGCAAUCAUAGCCUUCGAAUUGACUACAGUAGAAGAGAAUAAAAAAGAGCUUUAUUAUUUAUAUAAAUUAAUCGAGUAAACUGAGGUAAUUAUUAGAUCUAAAAUAGACAUACAUUGAUAAAAAAGAGAUUAAUGCAAUAAUCAAUGGAACUUAGAUUGUAAAUCCCAAUUCUUAUUCAGUAAUAUUUAAUCUGAUUGAUUUGUUAAUUAAUCACUAAUAUCCAGAUGUAAUAAUUAAUCAUUAAGUUGUCAAAGAAAGCCACUGCAUGGAUUAAAGUUGUUUUUAAGAAUAAAACACAGAGUCCAAAUUUACACAUUAUGAAUUUUGGAAGAUCCUUAUUGCAAUAUGCCAAGAUUUCUAUGAUUGACAAUAAAGUCAAUUAGGCUGAAACAGUUCUACUUGACUUCUUGAACUCCUAACAACCUAGACUGUCGUUUUUAUAGAUGAUGGGAUUAACACAAUAUAGCCUUCUAUUAAAGACAGAGAAUAGAUAGUUUGAGGCAGAUUGUAUAUAAAAUAUUUUAUGAAUUAGAAUAUGAGAAAUAGGCAUUAAAUAUUUCAUCUAAGAUUAGUCCCACAUCAUAUAUUAGAGAGUAAAUUAUAUUAUUAUGA